UUGUCAACUGUCACCUUGCGCACUUUAGGUUUUUGAAGUUUAAAGGAAUUGCUGUGCGUAACCAUCUACCGAUAUUUAUUAAUUUAACAAAUUCAGAUAAAAAUGCUAAGCAUACGCAGAUUCCAGGACUUAACAUUAAGAACAUUUGCUGCUCGUUCCAACCUCAUCGCCAGAUACUUCAGUGAUCGCAAAAAAGAUGAUAGCGAUAGUGAAAGCGACCGAGAGGACAAGAAAAGACCAAAACCAGCAGCGAUUAAGGAAGAAACGGCUGCGGAACGUUUGAACAAACUCUUAGCCAGCAUGAACUCUGAAGACAACACGCAAAUUGUUAAAAAUAUAAACAUGGCAAAGCCAGGUGGAAUAAAGAAACGUUCGAAACCGGAGGAAGAUAACAACAAUAUUUUGGAAGCUGCAAAGAAUGUUGCUUCUUUAUUGGGCGAAGAAAAUCAAAAACAAACUGAGGCAGAGCUUUUAUCGAAACUCUUGAACCCCAACGGAACUCCUCCAACCUCACAACAAUCCGCAAAGCAAGACAUCGAUCCAAAUGAAUUGAGUUUAAGUGACUUAAUUGUUGGAAUGAAGAUUGAUAGACGCCAACCAGCCAUUGAGUAUUCCCGCAGCGACUUUGUACGAAAAAGUCUUGCUACUUCCCGCUCUGAUCAGAGUCGGGACAGAAAUGGAAACCAAGGACGAGGCACAAAUCAGCAUCAACGAAAGGCAGAACCUAACACUGGCAGUGUCAACCUAUUCGGUUCCAAGCCACUGGAUAUUUUUAAGGAUCCCAGUAAGCUUUGUGACUCUCCCGACAUUCUGAAGACAUGGGAGCACCUUUACCAGCACGAACUUAAACUGACCGUCACCCAUCCGCCAUCAAACUACUUCCAAAAAAUGGCUCUAUGGACCGAACAAGGAAAACUCUGGAAGUUCCCCAUCGACAACGAACAAGGUAUGGACGAAGAGUUCGCAACCGAUUUCUCCGAACACGUUUUCCUCGAGCAGCAUUUAGAACCUUGGUGUCCAACCAAGGGACCCAUUCGCCACUUCAUGGAAUUGGUUUGUGUGGGUCUAUCGAAAAAUCCCUACAUAACUGCGAGAGAGAAAAAAGCCCACAUCCUCUGGUACCGUGAUUAUUUCGAAGACAAGAAAGAAAUGCUCAAGGAUAUAAUCAUAAGUCAGAAGGAAACUCCAAAGAACGUUUCGCAAAGUUAAUUGAUGUUUUAUAAAAGUAAACAAUAAAAUUUAAAUUCAUACUCGAACGUUCUGAUA
Eupeodes corollae is the source of this 1266-nucleotide messenger RNA. RefSeq names its product 28S ribosomal protein S31, mitochondrial (gene mRpS31). Gene Ontology annotation, cellular component: mitochondrial small ribosomal subunit. The record is from RefSeq and is a predicted model, not a curated record. The transcript has 3 exons. Bases 103 to 1209 code for a protein of 368 amino acids. Lineage: Eukaryota; Metazoa; Arthropoda; Insecta; Diptera; Syrphidae. Gene Ontology annotation, molecular function: structural constituent of ribosome.